Prunus mume (Japanese apricot) is the source of this 1215-nucleotide messenger RNA. RefSeq names its product SGNH hydrolase-type esterase superfamily protein. Lineage: Eukaryota; Viridiplantae; Streptophyta; Magnoliopsida; Rosales; Rosaceae. The record is from RefSeq and is a predicted model, not a curated record. Gene Ontology annotation, molecular function: hydrolase activity, acting on ester bonds.
AUGGAAGUGAUGUUGGGGAUUGUUUUAGCCAUCACCAUUUUCACAACCUUGGCAGCAGCGGCUUCAUCGGCAGCAUCUCCGGUGACGUUCGUCUUCGGUGACUCGUUAACAGAAGUAGGGAACAACAAUUAUCUGCAGUAUUCUCUUGCCAAGUCAAAUUAUCCAUGGUAUGGGAUCGAUUAUGCUGGUGGUCAAGCUACUGGGAGGUUCACUAAUGGAAGGACCAUUGGGGAUAUAAUAUCUGAAAAGCUUGGGAUCCCGUCACCGCCACCUUAUCUUUCUGUGUCACAAAAUGAUGAUGCAUUGCUCAAAGGGGUAAAUUAUGCAUCUGGUGGAGCAGGAAUUCUCAAUGACACUGGACUCUAUUUUAUUCAGAGAUUUUCCUUCGAUGAUCAAAUACAAAAUUUCAACAAGACAACGGAAGCCAUCAAGGCUAAGAUUGGGGGAGAGGCUGCAGCCAAGCUUUGCAGUGAAGCCGUCUACUUCAUUGGAAUUGGCAGCAAUGAUUAUGUCAACAAUUACUUGCAACCCUUCUUAGCUGAUGGUCAGCAGUACACUUACGACGAAUUCGUGGAACUCUUAAUCACCACUUUAGAGGGGCAACUUAUGAGGCUCUACAAACUCGGUGCUCGAAAGAUGGUCUUCCAUGGUCUCGGCCCCCUUGGCUGCAUUCCUUCUCAGCGGGUGAAAUCAAAGACAAGACAAUGCUUAAAGCGAGUGAAUGAGUGGGUUAUAGAAUUCAACUCCAAAGUACAAAAGCUAGUUGCAUCUCUCAACAGGCGCCUCCCAAAAGCAAAACUCGCAUUUGCAGAUACAUAUGGAGAUGUUUUCGACUUGAUCAACAACCCUACUGCAUAUGGUUUCAAGGUCUCUAAUACAUCGUGUUGCAAUGUGGACACAUCACUCGGAGGGCUAUGCUUGCCUAAUUCAAAAAUGUGUACAAACCGGAACGACUAUGUAUUCUGGGAUGCAUUCCACCCUUCAGAUGCAGCAAACGCAGUUCUUGCUGAUAAACUCUUCUCCAGACUAUUUCCUCAGCCCCCUUCCCUUGCACCGGCACCUUCACACUGAUUAGCAUCCGUCAUGCUAAAGCAUAUAUUGCUAGUGGUACAGACCUCAGUAAGGCAAUAAUGUACCAAGGAAUUCACGCUAACUCAGAGAGUUUCUAAAUCGGCACACUAAUGCAAAAAGGCAUCUGUUUGCCCAAAAUCAUGU